Molecule: messenger RNA, 994 nt
Organism: Loxodonta africana (African savanna elephant)
Lineage: Eukaryota; Metazoa; Chordata; Mammalia; Proboscidea; Elephantidae
Gene: PPP1R14A
Product: protein phosphatase 1 regulatory inhibitor subunit 14A
Exons: 4
Coding region: 28-480 (150 amino acids)
Biological process (GO): regulation of phosphorylation
Cellular component (GO): cytoplasm
Molecular function (GO): protein serine/threonine phosphatase inhibitor activity
Source: RefSeq, a predicted model, not a curated record
GGGCGCGGGGCGAAGGCCAGAGCCGGGAUGGCAGCGCAGCGGCUGGGUAAGCGGGUGCUGAGCAAGCUUCAGGCUCCAUCGCGGGCUCGCGGGCCGGGGGGCAGCCCCGGGGGGCUGCAGAAACGGCAUGCUCGGGUCACCGUCAAGUACGAUCGGCGGGAGCUGCAGCGGCGGCUGGACGUGGAGAAGUGGAUCGACGGGCGCUUGGAGGAGCUGUACCGCGGCCGGGAAGCAGAGAUGCCUGACGAGGUCAACAUUGAUGAAUUGUUGGAAUUAGAGAGUGAAGAGGAGAGAAGCCGGAAAGUCCGGGGACUCCUGAAGUCCUGCUCGAAGCCUACAGAGGACUUCGUCCAGGAGCUGCUGGGGAAGCUGCGCGGCCUCCACAAGCAGCCGGGCCACCACCAGCUCAGCCCUUCGGGCGACUCGGAUGGCCGCAGCCUGAGCCCCCGCCAGGACCGCGCCCGGCCCGCGCCCCCCUGACCCGCGCCGCCAGCCUCCCCGCCGGCUCCUUUCUGAGAUGUAUUUAACGGCUGUGUAACAGUAACACCGCGUGGCUGUUUUUCCUCUCCCUGGUCACCGCGGGCUUCCGCAGCUCCACCCCGCCCCAGCCCAGCCGCCUUCUCUCGCGCUGCGCCCCGGUCCCCUCGUGUCCCUGCGCCCCUCCGCAGCUGGGCUGGCCCGCCAGAUGGAGAAUUCCUCCUCCUCCUCCAGAGAGCAUGAGAACAGACCCUGCUGACCCGACGCCCGGGACUCACAUCCUGUCCUCACCCCGCACCCCAGCCUUGGCCCAGGCCCAGCAGGGCCCAGCAUGGGGGUGGUGCUGGGGCUUCUGUGGAAAUGACGGCCGUGCAUGGCCCAUGGGCCGGGAGAGAUGCACGCGAGCGAACAUGGCCCAUGCCACCUCAACACAGCCACCAAACAAAUUAUCCACUCCCUGAAAUGUACUGGGCACCCCCAUUCCUGCUACUCGGGUCAUAAAGAUAGCAGAACAUGG